Molecule: messenger RNA, 882 nt
Organism: Pyricularia grisea
Lineage: Eukaryota; Fungi; Ascomycota; Sordariomycetes; Magnaporthales; Pyriculariaceae
Exons: 2
Coding region: 1-882 (293 amino acids)
Source: RefSeq, a predicted model, not a curated record
AUGUCUUUUCCUGCUUGCACACCAACGCGUGCUGGGCGCCAGUUUUAUCGCCGCCCCAGGCACCCCAUCAACUGGACCGAGGGUGAUAUAGCCUUUCUCAUGCCAUACACCGCGAGGAGGAGCGAAUACGACGCUCUUUCCGUGCCCAUACCCGAGAAGGCUACCUGUCACCCAGUAAUAAUUCUCAAAGUGUGCAGCACGGGCUCACACUACGUAGUGACGACCGUCUCGGCAUACGGCGUCGCACCGAACGGAGGCCCGGCGCCCUGGACCCAACAUGCGCACCGAUACAAGUCGGCUCACGACUUUCGCGCCUUUGUCGGCACGGCACCGUACGUCGACGACAGCGGUCGCCACGGAACUCGCGCGCUCCUCAACCUGGGGCCCGGCAUGCAGAUGCCAAAACCUCGGACGAGCUGGGUUUAUGCUCGGACGGCGUUUUUGGUCCCGGCCUCGGUGCUGGGCGUCUUCAGCAAGUCCAAGACGCAUCUGCGCAUGACGACAGCCAGCCUCGACGACCUGCGUGCGCACAUGGCGCAGUGCUCGUCUGGCAAAGGUGGAUAUCGGGUUUUGGUCGACGCGAGCAGUGGUCGGGUCAACUGUGCGUGUUGCUGUCGUGGUUUGCUGCCUCGGAAGCCGCCUGUUGUUCCCCUGCUGCAUCUCGUCACCCCGCUACUAACUGUCGAUGGUGCUGUUGCUGCUGUUACGGGCAGCUGCCGUACCGAGUAUGCGCCCGGUCCCAACCACCCCUUGCUGUCGGCCAUCGCUCCCGCCGGCUCGCGAUCCUUCAGUCCCCCGCCCACAGCGGUGCCCGUUGUGCCCGUUCCAACACCCGCGGUUCAGGUUCAGAGGACGUGGGCUGCGAUCGUCGCGCGCGCAUGA